Messenger RNA from Moneuplotes crassus, 1082 nucleotides. Lineage: Eukaryota; Ciliophora; Spirotrichea; Euplotida; Euplotidae. The record is from the annotation of a GenBank genome assembly.
AUUUAUCAUGAUAUCUAGGAUUUUCUGUAACAAACAGAUGCAUCUGUGGUCAAAAGUCAGCAGAGCAUUUGGGACAGCAAGAAUCAACUGCAUCAACCAGAAAGAACACGGAGAUGUAUCUACUUUAUUCCAUGACCAGAUUGAUUUCCCAGGAAAAAGAGAUAAAGAGGUUUACAUUAAGAUCGAAGCUACAGCUGUUAAUAGAGCAGAGAUUUUACAACGGAGAGGUCUCUACCCACCAAUCAAAGGUGCUACAAAAAUUAUCGGGCUUGAAGGAGCAGGCUAUUUAUGUAAUAGUCAAGAGGAAUACCUGAGUGGUGGUUAUAAGAACAACUCUAGGAUCAUGGCUCUACUCGAGGGAGGAGGAUACUCAGAUAUUGCAUCAGUACAUAAAGAUCAUAUCAUUCCUAUCCCAGAGAACUUGAGCUUUACUGAAGCAGCUGCGAUUCCUGAAACUUGGCUAACUUCAUACCAGCUCUUAAACCUUGUUGCAAAUGCUAGGAAGGGAGAUUAUGCUUUGAUACAUGCAGCUGCUUCAGGAAUUGGAUGAGCAGCUAUACAAAUUUGAAAAAUGCAAGGAGUUAAGCCAAUAGCAGUUGCAUCAAGUCAAGCAAAACUGGAUCAUUCUAUCGAACUCGGUGCUGUUGCAGGGAUCAAUUAUAAAGAAACCCCUGAUUUUUCAGAAUCAGUGAAAGAAUACACAAAUGGCAAAGGAACAAAUAUUAUUCUCGACUGUAUUGGAGCUCAGAAUUUUGACUAUAAUGUUAAAUCUGCAGCAAUGGAUUGACAAUGGGUUCUUUAUGGUGCAAUGGGAGGAGUUAGAAUUCAAAACGUUAAUCUAGGCCCUCUUCUUGCUAAGAGAAUUCAAUUCCUAAGCUCUACUCUCAAAAGUAGAACAAAUGAGUACAAAGCAAAGCUUGUACAGAAAUUCUCUGAAGAUUGUAUUCCAGGAUUCGAGUCUGGUGAACUCAAACCAAUAGUGGACUCGGUGACAACACUCAGUAAAGUUGCUGAUGCUCAUACAAGAAUGGAAGCAAACCUUAACAUUGGUAAAAUAGUUAUGGUUAACGAUCUCUAAUAUC